Filobasidium floriforme is the source of this 480-nucleotide messenger RNA. RefSeq lists its product as uncharacterized. The transcript has 3 exons. Lineage: Eukaryota; Fungi; Basidiomycota; Tremellomycetes; Filobasidiales; Filobasidiaceae. The record is from RefSeq and is a predicted model, not a curated record. Bases 1 to 480 code for a protein of 159 amino acids.
AUGACUUCAAUGAUAGAUACCAACCUCAUCCGUAUCCCCCUCGCGCGAGCUUUAGAACGUUCCGAACCAGAGGUCAAUGGCGACACAGCGAUGAAGAGCUUCGGGACGACUUGCACCGAUGGACAAGUACCAAUCACUACCAUGCCUACUUCCGGAGAGGUCAUCUGCGGUCCCGUUACCUCCCCGGUCCGUAUGAGUUACGGUGUAGCGGUCACUCUCAUCGUCCUGUCGGUCAUGCUUCUCAUCAUCUUGCCGAUCAGUCUCAUCUGCUUGAAACACUACAACGUCCGCCGUCAUCAAAGGAACGAGAGGCACAUCACCGCCAAUCCGGCCUUGCUUGCCGUUCCCGUCUUGGCCAAGGACGCAGAGUGGGCCGACUCGCCGAUCACGCCGACAGAAGAGGAAGGAAAGCAGAGAGAUGGAAUGCUCGAUCGAGCCACACGCGGUCGCGGAUGGGGGAUCUUCCGUGGUACUCGCUGA